Rhodotorula graminis WP1 is the source of this 518-nucleotide messenger RNA. RefSeq names its product 60S ribosomal protein L43. NCBI's taxonomy places the organism in Eukaryota, Fungi, Basidiomycota, Microbotryomycetes, Sporidiobolales, Sporidiobolaceae. Gene Ontology annotation, cellular component: ribosome. Bases 33 to 311 code for a protein of 92 amino acids. The transcript is spliced from 6 exons. Gene Ontology annotation, biological process: translation. Gene Ontology annotation, molecular function: structural constituent of ribosome. The record is from RefSeq and is a predicted model, not a curated record.
GUCCUCGUCUCCCUUCAGGUCCAUCCAACAAGAUGACGAAGCGUACCAGAAAGGUCGGCGUGACGGGCAAGUACGGUGUCCGUUACGGUGCUACCCUGAGGAAGACCAUCAAGAAGAUGGAGAUCACUCAGCACGCUACCUACACCUGCACCUUCUGCGGCAAGGACUCCGUCAAGCGCACCGCUGUCGGCAUCUGGCACUGCCGUGCGUGCAAGAAGACGACUGCUGGUGGCGCGUGGACCGUCUCGACCACCGCUGCUGCGACCGUCCGGAGCACCGUCCGUCGCCUCCGCGAGCUCGCCGAGGUCUAAACCCACCCCGCCCUUUCCACUUCCCUUCCUCCUCGCCUCGUUCGCUCCCCCCUCCCCAGGUCGACGAGGCCUCUCUUGUUGAGACUGCGGUCGGCUCGUGUGGGUGGAUCUGGUGGCCCGGCGUGUCCACUACUCUCUGUCCUUGUCCGACGUAGCUCACUGCCCUCGAACGGUUGCCGAAUCGACUCGCGCGCGUUUGGCCCAGUC